AUGGCGCUCUUAGGCCGCGUUAACGUGAACACGCGUUGGUUAAGUUAUUGUUAUUGCAAAUUUUCAACCGGAGCAAUAAAAUUAAAAUCACGCGGACGCGCCACAUCGAUAUCGUCAGCGAUAUUGCAAGAUAGGAUCAAGGAAUUUCAACAAAAAGGCGUCAGAACGUCAAAAGUCAAAAGUGUAUUUGACGUUGAAAUCGCGAACAGGAGAAACCAGGCAUGUCGAAGUAUAUUGGUGCAAGUGUAUUCAAUAAAUUCGCAAAACGAACUCUACGAUUAUUGCGCUCAAUUUGGAGAGAUUCUGAGCAUGCAUCACUACCACAUAGAUAAACAACAUAAUUAUAUCUUGAUUGAGUUUAAAGAUGUAGCUUCUGCGAGCGAGGUUUUGUCAAACGCUUGCUUUGUAAAUACGAAUAUAAUAGCUCCGGUAAAGUCGCCAAUAUUGUGGUUUCGCAAAGGACAACUCACAUCUUUGCGCAAUCAAAAACCUAACGCAAAACAGAAAUUUACAAGGAACGAGUACGCGUAUAUAACCGACACGGAAAUUGCGAGCAAAUUGUAUCAAGCAAAAUCGAUAUCGGGGCAAAUAAUAGAUCUUUACGAAGCGCUGAAGUUAACCGACUUGGAAAUAAGACUGAGGUUUCACACCGCUUGUCAUUUAGAACAGUAUGUGUCCAGAUUGUUUCAAAAUAUGAGAAUUUUGCCAUUUGGCAGUUCUAUCAAUGGUUUUGGAAGAAAGAGAUGCGAUCUUGAUUUGGUUCUUCUUCGCGACGAGACUGAUGAAAGAGAUAAUUCUAAAAGAUUAGUAUUUCAUUCAAAACCUUUGAAACUUGACGAUAGGCAGGAAACGAAGGAAUUUCUGGCGAUGCUUGCGAACAGUAUGUACUAUUUUAUCCCCGGAAUUCAAAAUGUACGGAGAAUACUCGAAGCUCGCGUGCCAAUAAUUAAAUUUCAUUACGAAUACACUCAUAUUGAGUGCGAUUUAAGCGUAACAAAUAUGACCGGCAUAUACAUGUCCGAACUGUUGAACAUAUACGGGGAAAUCGAUUGGCGAGUCAGGCCGCUUGUCACGGUUAUUCGAAAAUGGGCGAAGAAUCAGAAGUUAACGUCCGACUCGCCAGGACCGUGGAUAACCAAUUUUCCUCUUUCGUUGCUAGUGUUGUUUUACUUGCAACAGAAAAAUAUAUUGCCGUCCUUGAAACAGUUGAGAUCGUACUCAACAACUGACGACAUUCGCAGCACAGAUGGGAUCAACUGCACCUUUUUGCGAGAUAUUAAAAACCUACCACCCGAAUAUAAGUACAAAUCGAAUCAGGAUUCGCUGGAGACGCUUCUUUACGGUUUCUUUGAGUAUUACGCGAGAUUCAAUUUUCAGUCGCUCGGUAUAUGCAUCCGCGAGGGCGUGCCAAUUCGGAAACCGUCGCGUUCGCCGCUUCACAUCGACAAUCCUCUCGAGACGUCGUUGAAUGUUUGCAAAAAUGUGAACGUUUCGGAGGUGAAUCGCAUUAUUGAAAAAGCGAGCGACGCGACGUACAUGUUAGCCGCUUGUGAUCAAUCUAAGAAUAACAGUUGGGGACUCAUGGCUUUGUUGAACAUGAAAAUUCAAGACAACGGUAACAUACAGAGCACGAUGGCGAAUUACAAAGAACAAGUGAGCACACAGAAACCUCAAGUCGAAGAAGUAAACGCGGAAGAAGAACCUGAAAUCGAAAAAGUGAAAAUCAUAGAAAAAUCUGAAAUCAAUGAAGCGAACACAGAGCAACCUGAAGAAGUAAACGCGGAAGAAGAACCUGAAAUCGAAAAAGUGAAAAUCAUAGAAAAGUCUGAUAUCAAUGAAGCGAACACAGAGCAACCUGAGAUCGAAGAUUACUCGGAAAGAUAUUCUCAGGAAAUUUCCGAUAAGAUCGGAGCAAGCGAAGACGAUCAAACGAAAAAGAAGGAAAUAGUAUGAUAUGAUUCUUCCCCCGAAUGAGUAACGACGACAUGUAUAUAAAUUCUUCUUCGCGGAACUACAUAUAUAUAUGUUGCAGAUUUCAGCGUGCAAACGAUUAAUACGCGUUGAUCGCCUCCGUACAAUGUGUCUUACUUUUAUCUCAUUGAUAAUUCUGGAUUAGAAAAGAGAUUUUUGUUCCCAAUUUCAUUGUUCGUCGUGUAAAUUUUUCGCACUAUUCGCGGGUAAAUAACGUGGGAUAAAAAUUUGUCGACUGGUCACGAGCAAUUUUGUCAUUUGUAUUUGAUUUGUUUUUGACAGCCGAGCACGAUAUUUGAAACGGAAACUCAAAGACGAAUCGUUUUACGAGAAUUUAUUCAUAAUUGAUUGAUUAAAUUAACAUAAUACCAUCAUUGAAUAUCGUCGAAGCUGUUGGAUAUAUAUUGACGAAUUACAAAUUGCAAACUUAGAAAAUUAUAAACAACUGCGAUCUGCGAAUAGUGUGGAAGGUUCGCAAUAAAAUGUUCAUUUUUUUUACAAGGAUAGGACCCCGCACUUUUCUCAUGGAAAUUGGGUUUUACUCAAAUAAGAUGAAAAUUUUUAGAAAAUAAUACUUGAUGCAAUACUGAUCAAAGGUUAUAUCUUUGCCACGAUCCAAUUCCAUGAGUCAUUUUUGGCCUGCAAGCGCUCGAAGUUGAAAACAGGCAACAUCAUGUAUUUCAGGUAUAAGAAGGUAUAUGUAUAUGCGUUUGUGCGUUUUUAUUCUUGCGUGGUUCCGUGUAGUUUCGUACACUUACAAAUGAAAACGCACAAACGUACCCACCCAUCCACACACACAGCAAAUAUAUACAUAUAUAUAUAUACAUAUACAUAUAUACAGAAAAAAUAUAUAUAUAUAGAAAUAUAUAUGUAUAUCUAUAAUAGAUAUAUAUAUAUAUAUAGAAAUAUAUAUGUAUAUAUAGAAUAAAAACGCACGAACGUGCUCAUCUACACACUCGCACACAGCAAAUAUAUACGUAUGUAUAUAUACACAUAUAUAUAUAUAUAUAUAUAUAUACCUUCUUGUCUAAAGUACCUGAAAUACAUGAUAUUGUCUGUUAUCAACUUUGAGCGCUUGUAGGUCAAAAAUGAACUCAUAGGAUUGAGUUGUGGUCAUCGAUAACUUUUGAUCAGCAUUGCAUCGAGUAUUAUUUCCUAAAAUUUCAGCCCGUUCGAGCGAAACCCAAUUUCCAGAAAAGAAAAGUGCGAGAUUCUUUCCACAAAUCAAUCACAAUUUGCGAAUCGGUUCUAAUUCAACGCGACGUGGCGGUCAACGUGUUUUGAUCUUUUUUUUAUAUAUAAUGAUGAUUUGGUAUUAUCUAGUGGUAUUUUAUCAGCAAGAGAAAAAUUCGACAAUUCGUCAAAAUGAAGAGAGAAAGAAGAACAGAAAAAUAAUUACAGUUGUGUGUGUGCGCAUACAUGUAUUAUACACGCAUGAUAACGAAUCAACAAAUGUACAUAAAGUUUGACAUUAGAAAACAUGUCAUACGAACUGUAAAGAUAUUACACAAUUGUUACACAAAUUGAAACUUAAUGUGUCUCUAGCAAUAUUUUGAAAAAAAAAAACUUUCCCUCUCGCGUUUCUCGUCCGCUCAUCAAUUUUUACACUUGUUGCGAUGCAA
This is a messenger RNA of Pseudomyrmex gracilis, 3593 nucleotides long. RefSeq names its product poly(A) RNA polymerase, mitochondrial-like. The coding region runs from base 1 to 1953 and encodes 650 amino acids. The transcript has 7 exons. Gene Ontology annotation, biological process: mitochondrial mRNA polyadenylation. Gene Ontology annotation, molecular function: nucleic acid binding; poly(A) RNA polymerase activity. NCBI's taxonomy places the organism in Eukaryota, Metazoa, Arthropoda, Insecta, Hymenoptera, Formicidae. The record is from RefSeq and is a predicted model, not a curated record.